Triplophysa rosa is the source of this 1863-nucleotide messenger RNA. It is a transcript of the gene txnipb, whose product is annotated as thioredoxin interacting protein b. Bases 189 to 1337 code for a protein of 382 amino acids. Gene Ontology annotation, biological process: protein transport. NCBI's taxonomy places the organism in Eukaryota, Metazoa, Chordata, Actinopteri, Cypriniformes, Nemacheilidae. The transcript is spliced from 6 exons. Gene Ontology annotation, cellular component: cytoplasm. The record is from RefSeq and is a predicted model, not a curated record. Gene Ontology annotation, molecular function: ubiquitin protein ligase binding.
ACCGACAGAACAGAGUUACCAUUAAAUUACAAACACACAAUAUAGAGAAUAAUAACAAUAAAAAUACAGAUAACGUCGCUAGGUUUUGGUGAGCAUUACGCACAGCACUGAUUCACAAAGGAACCAAAAAGGGUGACAUUUAAUAACACUUUUAGUAGUUUUGUUACAAUUAUUAUAAGUUAAAAGAAAUGGGCGUGCUGACUAAGAAACCCAAGACUUUCGAGGUUCGGCUGAAUGAUCCGAACAAGCUCGUGUACGCCAGCGGAGAUAAAGUGGCCGGGCGUGUGAUAGUGGAGGUGUCGGAGGUGAUGCGCGUCUCCGCCGUCCGACUGUUCGGGAUCGGAUGCGCAAAAGUCGAUUAUACUAAAGGAAAGCAGCGCUGCAGAGAGGCGAUCGACUACCUGAAAUACGAAGAGGUUCUUCGGCUUGAUCAUCAACAGACAGAUACAGACGGCUCUGUCACUCUGCGGCCUGGAAACAGAUAUGAAUUCAUGUUCGGAUUUGAGCUUCCACAGGCAGGGUGCUUAGUUUCCUCAUACGAUGGGAAGUUUGGCUCAGUUCAGUACUACGUAAAAGCAGUCAUAGAGAAAUCAGGCCAGCCGUAUGCGGAAUGCAAGCAAUAUUUUGAGGUGGAGGAACCUAUUGAUGUGAACACCCAAGAACUGAUGCUUCCAGUUACAGGUGCAAAAGAGAAGAAAGUCACCUGCAUGUUUAUUCCCGACGGCAGCGUUUCCUUGGCCGGCCGCAUUGACCGGAAGGGUUACUGCGAGGGAGAAGACAUUUGCAUCAAUGCUAAGUUCGAGAACACCUGCUCUCGGAUCGUCAUUCCUAAAGCUGCCAUCAUGGCCAAGCACAUAUAUCUGGCGAACGGCCGCACCAAAGUGUUUUAUGAGAAGCUCACUUCGGUCAGGGGCGACCACAUCAUCUCCGGCAUGUGUGACAUAUGGCAGGGUCGAGUUCUUCGCGUGCCCAAGCUGAAGCCCACUGUCUUGGGCUGCGACAUCAUCCAUGUUGAUUACACACUGAGGAUCUAUGCGCAUAUCCCAGGCAGCGAGAAGCUGAUCCUUGAGCUGCCUCUGGUCAUCGGGACGAUCCCCUACAACGGCCUGAACAGUCGAACCAGCAGCAUGAGCAGUCAGGAUGGAAGUGUCACCUCCAGCACCUGCGUGUCCAUGCCAUCCUCUCCUCCCAGCUACAGCGAGAUCUCCCGGGACGACCGCUUGGACAGUUCCUUCGUCCCACUCUUGGACGAUUACGCCGAAGAUGACAGUCCUAUCUUCAUACGCAUGAGCGGGCACUGUCUACCCCCACCUCCGGCGUACACUGAGGUGAAUUGAAACUGCGGCAGAACAAACACAGUUCCUGACGAAAAGAUUCUGAUCUCGGAAAACAGAAGAACACUUUUACUCCGGAGCUGUGGUCUGUGAAAUGCUGUGGCGCAGCAAAUUGUGGUUGUUUGCAAGUUGGUGAUCCUUUAUUGAAGCUGUCACUUCUUGAAAAAUGAUUAUUCACAUCGUCAUGUACAUUACUGCGGAUCCUCAGCAUCUGAGAGAGUUUGUGGAUUUGUGAGAAGUUUUGCCAUAUUGGUAUAAUAAUUUUUCUGCUGUUAUUGCUGUUCCAAAUUGGAAAGUGAGCGUGAAAGUGAAGCGUUUUCUGAACACUCUUAAUAACUGCAAACAGUUUUGUUAAAAUAAUAUUGAACGUUGUAUUAUUUUGAUAUUUGCAAUGCCUUAUAUCGCAAUUUGCAUGUACUGUAUUUCUGAUUUGAUUUUUAAAUCAGAACAUUUAUAUAGAACAAUGAAUCGACUAAUUAAUCAAAUCUAAAUGUGUUAUUUGAAUUGUAUAUUUUUGCCUUUUUUAAUA